Cydia amplana is the source of this 1157-nucleotide messenger RNA. RefSeq lists its product as uncharacterized. The record is from RefSeq and is a predicted model, not a curated record. The transcript has 7 exons. Bases 111 to 1106 code for a protein of 331 amino acids. Lineage: Eukaryota; Metazoa; Arthropoda; Insecta; Lepidoptera; Tortricidae.
GAGUCACUUAAAAUGUCAAAGAAAUUGUAAAAACAUGGAAAGAUUGGGGAUAUGGUAAAUUGUGAGUGAUGUCCUUACUACUGCAUCGCCGGCUCCGCGGCCGCUGACGCAUGGCGAAGACUGUCAACUUCAAUGCCAACUGUAACCUGAGGGACUCGUACUUGGAGGACGCUGCCAAAUGGUUGAGCUGCAAUGGCGAGGUGUGGGGCGUGGGGCCCACGGCCCUGUUUGCGGCCGCGGCCGCGCUUUUCUUGCACCACGAACUGCAGGCGUCGCUGUUUGGCCCUGGGGAUCACCCGACUGUGACAAUGCUGGAGCACAUUCUCAUGACCGCCAUGGUGGUGGGAACGCUGGCGCUGAUGGUGCACAUCUGGGUGUGUCUGAUGCGGUUCUUCCAGUACUACCUCGACACCCUCAUUAGAGAUAGCCCGAACGUCCUACUGGAGAUGACGACCGCGGGCCUGCUGGGGUCCUCGCAGCCGGAGCUGGCAGCGCUCGGCCCGCUGACCCGGUUCCUUCGGCAGCAGCAGCCUCAGAUCCACAUCACGCUCUGCUGGCUGCUGGCGCUGUGCUACGCCGACUACAUCAGGAAGCAUUACUGCACAAGAUUCAAUAUGCCGUAUUUGGAACAGUGGCAAGGAGGACUGCACGCGAUGGCGGGACGGCGCGCUCGCGACGCUCUGUCGGCAGCGCACAGUUUCGCAGCGGGAGUGCGCUUGCGGAUCCGGGGCCUUGCACCGCCGCCGCCGACUAACGAGGCCCAUACUGUCACGUCACACAAGGGCUCGCGGACUGCCUUCAGCAGAUGCGGCAGCUCGGCGCGGGGAGGCCGCUGCCGAGCCAGCGAGGCCGGGGUCUGUAUGCACAACGAACCUACAGCCAUCGACACCGCAGACUUGCAGAAGCUUAGAGCGUAUAUCAAGGCGACGCGGUGCGCAUGCGGCGGCGGGGCAUGCAGCACACGAACAUGUUCAGUCACACCGAUACCCACGCCACCUUCACCCGCGUCUGAAGUUCAGCCGGUCAGUCGGUCGUGUGGUGUACGAUCCAACACUACAGUGUCCUUCGCACAAUCUCUCGAGCGGAGACGAAGCAGCAUAUGGUAACAAGGUCACCAGGUGGCGGUAGCAGCACACGAACAUGUUCGACCACGCCGG